Molecule: messenger RNA, 1635 nt
Organism: Rosa rugosa (rugosa rose)
Lineage: Eukaryota; Viridiplantae; Streptophyta; Magnoliopsida; Rosales; Rosaceae
Exons: 1
Coding region: 1-1635 (544 amino acids)
Biological process (GO): DNA repair; telomere maintenance
Molecular function (GO): DNA helicase activity
Source: RefSeq, a predicted model, not a curated record
AUGUUAGAAGAAAAUGACAAGCUUAAUAACCCUGAUGAAUAUGAUCGCAUUGUUAGAGCUGAAAUACCAUAUGAGGACGAGGAGCCUCAACUUUAUGAUGCAGUGUGUACACAUAUGAUUCAUGGUCCAUGUGGAACUCUUAACCCAAGGCAGUCAUGUAUGAAAAAUGGAAGUUGCAAUAAAGGCUACCCAAAACCAUUUGCAAAUUUCACUGUGCAAGGGAAUGAUGCAUAUCCUGUAUAUCGGAGACGAGCAAGUCGUUUACCAGUACCUUUGCGUAGACGAGGAGAUGUGAUGGUGGAUAACAGUUGGGUGGUUCCCUACAACCCAUGGUUGCUAUUACGGUAUAAUUGUCACAUCAAUGUUGAAAUAUGUGGGAGCAUAAAAAGUGUCAAGUACUUAUAUAAGUAUAUCUACAAAGGUCCUGAUAGAGUGGCACUUGAGCUGCAAUCAAACCCAGAGUUUGAUGAAAUUAGACAAUUUGUUGAUGCAAGGUGGGUCUGUGCACCGGAGGCUUUAUGGAGGAUCUUCAAAUUUGCAAUGAACAGAAUAUAUCCAACAGUAGAGCGAUUACAAAUACAUCUUCCCAACAUGCAACAGAUAACAUUCAAUGUUGAUGAAACAGUAGAGAAUAUUCUGGCAGAUGAGCACGCACAAAUGUCAAUGCUUACUGAGUUUUUCACCAUAAAUCGAAUGGAUGAGGAUGCAAGAGCAUAUUUGUAUCGAGAAAUUCCUGAACAUUACAGGUGGGAUAAUAGCAACAAAAUUUGGGUGAAAAGAAGAAGAAACUACAAGGUUAUUGGGCGAAUAUACAGCGUCUCACCUUCUGAAGGUGAGAAAUUUUACCUGCGUGUCCUUAAUCAUGUAAGAGGUCCAAGAUCAUUUCGUGAUUUGCUUACUGUUAAUGGUGUUCUACAACCAACUUUCAAGCAAGCAGCAGAGAAACAAGGUUUGCUAGAAAAUGACAAUAGUAUCCGACAGUGUUUGUUGGAGGCCUCUGCAAUUAGGAUGCCAUCAACUUUGAGGAGAUUAUUCGUCACAAUUUUGGUGUACAAUGAGCCAAUCGGUGUCCGAACAUUGUGGGAUGAAUUUUUUCCUUUUAUGGUGGAAGAUUAUCCUUCAUCUGGUGAUAUUGCAAACCGAAACAGGCUCUUACAAGAUUUAAAUGGAGUACUUGAACAAUUUAACAGGAACAUUAGAGAUUUUGACCUGCCUGAAAUGACAACGGAGCCAGAAGAAAAUUCAAGAAUGCCAAGGUGUAUUGAAGACGAACUUUCCGUACAUAUCUCUCAAGAAGACAUUGAUGCAAUUGACCGCCUUAAUGACGACCAAAGGAUCGCCUUUAACACGAUCAUGGAUGCAGUUCAGAGAAAAAGAAGUGCAUUAUUUUUUGUUGAUGGUCCUGGUGGAACUGGGAAGACAUAUUUAUACCGUGCAUUGCUAGCAAACAUACGAAGAAUGAAUCAUAUAGUCUUAGCCACAGGAUCAUCCGGAAUAGCUGCAAAUAUACUGCCCGGCGGGAGGACAGCUCACUCUAGAUUUAAGAUUCCACUCAAUGUAGAUGCGUCAUCUAUGUGUUCCAUAAGUAAACAGUCUGCUCUGGCACAACUGGUACAAGAUUCGACAUGUCUUUGA